AGCGAUAAGUUUAAUUAUAAAAAACUUAAACUUUUCGAAAUUAUUAAAAAAGUUUUAUUAGUUAAUUUUAAAUUAAAACUUUUCAAUACGAUACGAUACUAUUUAUUUUUUUAUAUUUUAUUUUUUAAGCCGGUAUUUAAGAGCUUAUAUAUAAAAGACUAUAUUAUCGUUAAAUUUAACGAAUGA
Molecule: messenger RNA, 186 nt
Organism: Colletotrichum orchidophilum
Lineage: Eukaryota; Fungi; Ascomycota; Sordariomycetes; Glomerellales; Glomerellaceae
Exons: 1
Source: RefSeq, a predicted model, not a curated record